CGAUCUGUGUUUACUGUCAAAUGUUGUACUUGUCCUUUCUUCCUCGGCCAUUGACAUGAAAACACUGAAUUGAUAGAUGCAUCCACCCUGACACCCCCCUCCUUUUUCACAUCUUCUCACUUCUACUCCUGUAUCUUUACUUCUGUUCAGGUGGCCCUAUAUGAUCACACUUGCAUCAAAUAACACACUGGAAAAUAGAAACAACCCUAACUUAAACCCUCUUUCUUCAACCCUUCACUAUCACUACUUCUCUUUAUAUAAUCUCCACUGAAUUUGAGACCUACCAUUACUAACACUUGCAUUUGCACUACCUUAACUUUCCCAAUACAUUUACCUUAACUUUCCUAUGGAAGCUUUUGAUCACACCCAUUAUGUUCCCACCUUUCCCUUUUCUUAUCCUUUCAUCACCACCACUUCCACCACCACCAAUUCUCCUUGGAUGGACACUAGGAUUUGGAGUAGGCUUCCCCAACGCCUAAUCGACCGAGUUAUCGCCUUCCUACCACCUCCCGCCUUCUUUCGAGCCCGAUCCGUAUGCAAGAGAUGGUAUUCUCUCUUGUUCUCUCACACCUUCCUCCAAAUGUACCUCCAAAUCAACCCAAAACCCUACUUUUUCAUAUUUUUCAAACAAAAAACCACAAACCCUAAAACAACCACCACCAACACCACCAGUACCGUCUUUAAGCAUGGUAACACCCCCGCGGCUACCGUCCCGGAGGAAGGUUACAUCUUCGACCCCGAAACUCUUUCGUGGCACCGACUUGUCUUCCCACUAAUCCCAUCAGGGUUUUCACCAACUUGUUCCUCGGGUGGACUGGUCUGUUGGGUAUCAGACGAAGCGGGUUCGAAAGGUUUACUCCUUUCGAACCCGCUCUUUCCAUCUUUAAUCACCCCACUCCCGUCCACCGUGAGGCCUAGGUUAUUCCCUUCUGUAGGGUUAACCAUCACAAACUCUUCAAUCGAUGUGAUGGUAGCUGGAGAUGACAUGAUAUCUCCAUAUGCUGUGAAAAACCUGACCACUGAAAGCUUUCAUAUAGACCUAGGUGGGUUUUAUUCCAUUUGGGGCACUACCUCUUCUCUUCCAAGAUUAUGCAGUUUGGAGUCUGGAAAAAUGGUGCAUGUUCACAACCAAAGUGGUUCUGGUUCUGGUUCAAGUUCAAGUGGUAAAUUCUACUGCAUGAACUACAGUCCUUUCAGUGUGUUGUCAUACGAUAUGGGACGUAAUGAAUGGUCUAAGAUCCAAGCUCCCAUGAGGAGGUUUCUGAGGUCUCCAAGCUUGGUGGAGAGUAGAGGGAAGCUGGUGUUGGUAGCGGCUGUGGAGAAGAGUAAGCUGAAUGUUCCAAGAAGUUUAAGGAUGUGGGCACUGCAGAGCUGUGGGACAACAUGGGUGGAGAUCGAGCGGAUGCCGCAGCAGUUGUAUGCGCAGUUUGCGGAGUUGGAAGGGGGGAGGGGGUUUACUUGUGUCGGAAAUGGUGAGUUUGUGGUGGUGAUGAUCACAGGGACUGCGGCGGAGAAGGCGGUGUUGUUUGAUUUUGUGAGGAAGAGGUGGGUUUGGGUUCCCCGGUGCCCUUAUGUUGGUGGUGGUGGUGGUGAGUUGAAUGGUUUUGCUUAUGUGCCUAGACUUGCUACUCCUGUGACAGGACUUCUUGAUCAGUUAACUAAUCUCAAUCCGUUUUAGGUUAUGUUGUUAAAGUGUAGCUAGUUAGUAGCUAGUUCGUUAUCUAAGGUUAGUUAAUGUGAUAUGUAUUUUAUGAUGAAUUAAGAAG
This is a messenger RNA of Helianthus annuus (common sunflower), 1766 nucleotides long. Its product is annotated as protein UNUSUAL FLORAL ORGANS. NCBI's taxonomy places the organism in Eukaryota, Viridiplantae, Streptophyta, Magnoliopsida, Asterales, Asteraceae. The record is from RefSeq and is a predicted model, not a curated record. Bases 347 to 1678 code for a protein of 443 amino acids. Gene Ontology annotation, molecular function: protein binding. The transcript has a single exon.